AUGGACCCUCAAACGGACCAGAAGUCAGUCCUUGGAGAGAUAUUUCCCGCUCUUCAGGAACUACCGUGCGUAAUUGACUACCUCCUCAAAUCACCCUCAAUUUUUCUCCUACCAGUUCUGCUCCCAUAUAUUUAUGGACUUGACGAUUAUUCAGGAUCAAUAACACCUCUGACUAUCGCCUUAUUGUGCGGUUAUGUGUGUAUCCAAAACGGCAGCAAAAUAAAUGGCAACGCUAGCACUCCUACCAUACUCGUUCUCAUCUAUUUGGCCUUCGUCGGGGGGUUCUUGAAGCCCUUGGACAACGGCAAUGACAAUACUAGCGAAAAAUUCCUUAAAAACACCUUCUUAGCUAGUAAUACUGGGCGUUGUAUAGCUCUCUAUGUGAUUUAUCACUUGGUCGUCAAUCCAAAUGGUGGUGCUGUUGCGGCCAACAAAGCCACCCCUCUCCUAGUUGUAUAUGCUGCUUGGGCAGCGGGCUAUAUACAACUCCCGAAUACCAGUCCGAAUGACCCGAAUACCAGUCCGACUGACAAUGUUGAAAGCAAUGGUAACGGUAUUUCUAUUCACCAUGCCGGAAUUCUCUUCAUUUUCUAUCUGGUCUGCGAAGGAAGCUUCCUUGGCCGGUUACCGAUGGUCGAUCCCAAUGGUAGUAACAGCGGUACAGGCGUCAUCAACCUUAGCAUACAACCACCCUCCACAGGAGUUUCGGAAUCUUUCAAGAGAGUCUCAAUAAGCAUUAGCUCCUACGGUAAAGCAUGUUAUAUGCCAAUAUACAACGGCCUCCCCCUACCUUUUCAACCUUGGCUUCAUUGCCUACUUCUUGCUGCUUUGGUCGUCAUAAGUGCCUUUGCAUCAACACAGAAGUUCUAUGGUCCUUUUAAAUUCGCCCGCAACAAGCACCGCUUGCUCUUUGGUUAUCUUUACAAACAGCUCGGUGACUGGUGGCUUUGUGGUGCUAUUAUGAUAUUCCAUCUUCCCUCCACUAUUCAUGUCCCUCUCUUUGAUCUUUCCCUCAUCGUCAUUUCCCUCGCCUGGAUCAAGACCUAUCAUGAUUACUGCAAAGAGCUACGAGUUAUCGCUGGGAAAGCAACAGAAGAAGUAUCCCGUGCUACGUUAGCGGAAUCCGCAGGCCGUGAGUAUGCAUCUGCUGCUGAGCAAUACCGAAAGCAAGUGAUCGAAAUAACGGCGGUCAGGCGGCGCGACGCAUUGCUUGCAAAUUCGGUUAGAAUCACAGACUAUUUUGACUGUACUGCAAAGGCUUGGGCGGCGUUAGAUGAGGUUGUUAGACCCGCAAAGCGAGUAGUCAAAAGAGCAAAAGAAUUAGUCAAGGUCUCCGAGGAGGCUGGGAACUCUGAGGAUUCAGAGCAAGGAGGAGGCAAAUUUGAAGAUGCUGCCCUAAUUUUAGGCGAAGUUGCCUCCGAUGCGUUAACCAAAGCGAAGGAAAUAGAGAAGCAGCUAUCUGACGCUCAGCAAACCGUUCGGUGGUCUACAGCAGCCGUGGAGCAGGACAAGACCGCCCGAGAAAGCGCGAAAGCAAAUGCUGAUAGAGCUGUCUCCGCUGUUCAGAAUCUCGACAACAAGAUGACUCAUUUGACCAGCACAGCUUUUGCAGCUGCAGAACAGGUUGUUCAAGUCAAAAGAUUUGCGGACCAAGCUCUCGUUCUCGCAACUGAUGGAGAUAUGGCAUCUGCGCGCGCAAACGUGGGCUCUGCAAAAACUGCGGCUGAUAGUGUUGUAUCGUCUAAGAUUGUACUCGAAUCAAUUAGAAAUGAUGCACGGGGGAUUUUGCAAACUUUGGUUUUAAUCGAUUAA
Molecule: messenger RNA, 1812 nt
Organism: Orbilia oligospora ATCC 24927
Lineage: Eukaryota; Fungi; Ascomycota; Orbiliomycetes; Orbiliales; Orbiliaceae
Exons: 3
Coding region: 1-1812 (603 amino acids)
Source: RefSeq, a predicted model, not a curated record